CCGGCCGCCGCCAUUGCCGCCGCGGGAGGCGGCCUCGGCAGGAAGUUCGGGACCCAUCUCCGGGAGCGGGCGAGCGUGUGGCUACGGCGGGGCGCAGGGCCCCAUCUCCGGGAGCGGCAGGUCUGGGGAGUCCCGCCUCGCGCCUGCCCCGGCCCGCGCGGAGCCGCCCGCCUCGUCCGCAAGAUGCCGUGUGUGGCCGACUGGCUGAACAGCCCCCUCAGCAUCGUGCAGGGCAUCUUCGUUUGUUUUCUAGCUCAAAAUGGUCCAAGUCCUGACUGGGAGAAGAAAGUAACUGAAUACUUUACAGAGAAGCUAAAAGAAAAUAAUGCAACUAACUGGGUACCAUCAUUGAAUGAUGUCCCCCUACAUUACCUGAAGCCCAACAGUUUAGUGAAAUUCCGCUGCAUGGUUCAAGAUAUGUUUGAUCCUGAAUUUUACAUGGGAGUCUACGAAACAAUUGACCCAAAUACUAAAACACGUGUUUUGCAUUUUGGUAAAUUCAGAGAUGUAGCAGAAUGUGGGCCUCAGCAGGAAAUUGAUUUAAACUCAUCACAAAUGGUCACUUCGGAGAGACAGACCUUCUACUGUGUGCCAGUGCCUGGAGAGUCCGCGUGGGUGAAAGAAGCAUAUAUUAGUGCAAGUCAGGCUCGAGUUAGCCCUUCAACAUCCUACACUCCAAGUCGGCACAAGAGGAGUUAUGAGGAAGAUGAAGAUAUGGAGCUGCAUCCAUCUAAACAGAAAGAGCAGCAUAUGGGGAAUAUAGGUGAUAUCCAUGGAUGUGGCGAGCCAAAGCGAUUAGAAACUGAAGCUUCUGCAGGACAUCAGCUAAUCUCCCCAAACUGCUCCCCUCCACUUGAUCUAAACUUUCCACUGCCGGGAGAGAAGGGUCCUGCAUGUCUUGUAAAGGUCUAUGAGAGAUGGGAUAAUUUCAAAGUCAACGAUACUCUUGAGGUGUAUGGCGUUUUGUCUGUGGAUCCUGUGCUCAGCUUAGUGAACAAUGAAGACAGGGAGAACUCAUCACCACUUGAUCCUAUGGAGUGCAUGGACACAGUAGAAGAACAAAGAGUACACAGUCCUCCUGCCUCAUUAGUCCCCAGAAUCCAUGUGAUUUUGGCACAGAAAUUACAGCACAUUAAUCCAUUAUUGCCUGCCUGCCUUAAUGAAGAGGAGAGUAAAAGCUUCGUUUCUAGUUUUAUGAUGGAACUUUCGCCACUUAGAGCAGAGCUGCUUGGAUUCCUCACUCAUGCACUCUUAGGAGACAGCUUGGCUGCUGAGUACCUUAUAUUGCAUCUCAUCUCCACAGUCUAUGCGAGAAGAGAUGUGCUUCCUCUGGGAAAAUUCACAGUCAACUUGAGUGGCUGUCCAAGAAAUAGUAUCUUCACAGAGCACAUAUACCGCAUUAUCCAGCAGCUUGUUCCAGCAUCCUAUCGUCUGCAGAUGACCAUCGAAAACAUGAAUCACUCACGAUUUAUCCCACACAAGGACUACACGGCUAACCGCCUAGUCAGUGGAGUAUUGCAACUGGCCAGUAACACUUCCCUUGUGAUAGACGAGACCCUGCUUGAGCAAGGACAGCUGGACACAACAGGUGUACAUAAUGUGACUGCACUGGGUAACCUGAUAACUUGGCAGAAGGUGGAUUAUGACUUCAGUUACCACCAGAUGGAAUUCCCGUGCAAUAUUAAUGUACUUAUCACUUCAGAAGGCAGAUCACUCCUACCGUCAGAUUGCCAGGUCCACUUACAGCCACAGAUAAUUCCACCGAACAUGGAGGAGUACAUGACCAGCCUUCUCACAGCUGUGCUGCCAUCCAUGCUGAACAAAUUCCGCAUCUAUUUAAGCUUGCUGAGGCUGUUGGAUUACAGCAUAUCUGAUGAAGUGACCAAGGCAGUAGAGGAAGACUUUGUAGAAAUGCGUAAGAAUGACCCUGAGAGCAUAACAGCUGAUGACCUUCACAGAACUCUGCUUGUAGCAAGGUUUCUCUCUCUCAGUGCUGGGCAGACAACACUGUCCAGAGAGCGGUGGCUAAGAGCAAAACAGCUGGAAGCAUUACGUAAAGCCAGGCUCCAGCAACAGAAGUGUGUCAAUGGAAACGAACUUUAAUAAUUCCUCCUACUAUUUUGCUUACUUGUGACUAUGAAAAUGAGAUUUGUCCUACUCCUAAGUGGAGCCAGCACUCAGAAUGGGAUACUGUUUAUAUCACAGUUUCUUGUAGAUAAUUUAUACCAAAAAAUUAUGGACACUUACCCUUGAAACCUGAACCCAUUUAGUUUAUAUGGGGUUCAGAAAGCUAAUGCUGAAACUUACUGAUUUUAUGAAACUUUUUGGAGCUUGUUUUGUAAUUGAGAAUUAAUAACAAUGAGCAAAUUGUUUGAUAUUAAAAGUUUAAUACUGAAAUUGUGUAAA
Molecule: messenger RNA, 2406 nt
Organism: Malaclemys terrapin pileata
Lineage: Eukaryota; Metazoa; Chordata; Testudines; Emydidae
Gene: MCMBP
Product: minichromosome maintenance complex binding protein
Exons: 16
Coding region: 184-2103 (639 amino acids)
Biological process (GO): DNA-templated DNA replication
Molecular function (GO): chromatin binding
Source: RefSeq, a predicted model, not a curated record